This is a messenger RNA of Oldenlandia corymbosa var. corymbosa, 1549 nucleotides long. NCBI's taxonomy places the organism in Eukaryota, Viridiplantae, Streptophyta, Magnoliopsida, Gentianales, Rubiaceae. The record is from the annotation of a GenBank genome assembly.
CACUAUUUAGAGAUAAUUUCAUAAACAUCACUUGCCAUCUAAAAAAAAAAAAUUCAUAUUGAGUUUUAAAAUUAGUGCGGAUCUCAAAAUUCAAUGUAGACUGUUUUUAUGGGACAUGGUUUCUCUAAUUAAUAAUUUUUUAUAAAUUCACAAUUUCAAGCGAACAAUUUUGCAAAGAAUCUGAGGUUGAUUCAUGGCUAUGGUGAACUUGAGGACUCGGCAUAUAAUUAAGGGUUGAGGAGUUUUUCCGACUUCACAACAAUUCUUUGGUUAGAUCAAAUUGUUAAAAAUUUGCAGCAAAACUCAAAAGCUUUUGUGACUGCCCCCAAACCAAAGAAUAGAAAAAGAUACUGGAAAACAUGAUUGCUAGAAUGUUUAAAGCCCAUUUGUGUGUGGCUCAUGUAGCGGGAACAAGAAUACAUAAAGCCCAACUUGCAACUUGCAAUAUAUGAAAGCAAAUUUUGUUGACUACCUAACGACGUCGUCACGCCCCAAAAGGCACAUAAAUCUUGGCAAGCUGAAAUCCUAAAACCCUGCUCCUCGCUAUUCUCCGACCGACUACGGCGCUGCAUUUUUGCACUCUCAGUAUCACCACCAAAGUCGAUUAUUCAAUGGCGAUGAGGGCAGCAAUUUCGAAGGCAGCUUCCGCUGCGGUGGCACCCAGAGGUUUCCGGGCUCUGUUAUUCUCUACCGAACGAACUUCGCCGCUGUUUACUCCGCCACAGCCUCCGGCUCAGAAUCAGACUCCCCCUCCGGCGGAACCCUCCAACAAUCUCUUCGUCUCUGGGCUCAGUAAACGUACUACUACUGAAGGUCUACGAACUGCCUUUGAGAAGUUUGGCAAAGUCACAGAUGCUAAAGUUGUAACUGAUCGAACCUCCGGGUAUUCCAAGGGUUUUGGUUUCGUCAAAUAUGAAACUUUAGAAGAAGCUGCAGCUGGUAUAAAGGGUAUGGACGGGCAGUUUCUGGAUGGCUGGGUUAUCUUCGCAGAGUAUGCUCGACCAAGAAGUCCACCUCCUCCGCCUCAAAAUUCUUUCGGAAAUGGUUACAGCAACACAUCUUUUCAGGGCCGAAGACCGUAUUAACUUAUCCAGUAACUUAUAUAAUGAGUCAUAGCUUUGAUUUGGUCAUUUUAUGGACACUUAAGACUUUGGAGUGGUGGAUCGAUUGAUUUGAGGUGAAAAGGGACUGAAUGUCCUUACUUAUAUCUUAUUUUGUUAUGAGAACUUGUGAAAUAUGGGCACUUAAUUCUUAUUGGUCACGUGAGCUGUAUCAAUUCAUGGCUGGAUCUCAUUGAACUCCCGCUUCUCUUUUUUAUAUGCCUAGGUUUGUCCUUCAAUUAUUCUUCCUAAUACCAAUUGGAAUUUAUCUGUUCAACUUCAUACUGUGAAAUGAACUAUGAGCUAAAAUCACUCUUGAUCAGAAGGUUCUUUUUCUUCUUCUUAUUGUAUUUUCAGCAUCUGUUUUUGUGGACAAAGAAGAGGGCCCUUUGUUUGUUUGGAUAAGUUGUGCGUAUUUAACUGCUUUUGGUUCAAAGGGAUGAUUACCU